Melanotaenia boesemani (Boeseman's rainbowfish) is the source of this 1942-nucleotide messenger RNA. RefSeq names its product peroxisomal biogenesis factor 7 (gene pex7). Gene Ontology annotation, biological process: protein import into peroxisome matrix. The record is from RefSeq and is a predicted model, not a curated record. Gene Ontology annotation, molecular function: protein binding. The transcript is spliced from 11 exons. Gene Ontology annotation, cellular component: peroxisomal matrix; cytosol. The coding region runs from base 172 to 1134 and encodes 320 amino acids. Lineage: Eukaryota; Metazoa; Chordata; Actinopteri; Atheriniformes; Melanotaeniidae.
GCUGUGAAGAGUUCUGCACGCGGGGAGAGAACCGUGAGGAGAGAGGAGAUAAAUUACCGGAGAAGCAUCUCAUACGACGGAUUCAUGAGCAGUUUUAAGCUUAUUUUAGCGGCUGAACGCAAAAAGUUUCCGUCUUUUUUCUGUGUUUAACGCGACUGCUCGCAGCAGGUGAUGGUGAAGGUGUUUCGCAGUCCGGCCCGUCAUGGCUACGCUGUGGAGGUCUCGCCGUUCAUCCCCAGCAGAGUGGCCUGCGCUGCCUCCCAGUAUUAUGGAAUAACUGGUUGUGGUACUCUCCUGGUCCUGGAUGAGACGGAGACCGGGAUCUCUUCAGUCAGAAGCUGGGAGUGGGGUGACGGCCUGUUCGACGUGGCGUGGAGUGAAGCCAACGAGCACGUGUUGGUGGGCGCCGGAGGAGACGGCAGCCUGCAGCUGUGGGACACCACCAAUCAGCACGCUCCGCUGAGCGUGGCCAAAGAACACACGCAAGAGGUGUACGCUGUGGACUGGAGUCAGACCAGAGGAGAGAACCUGGUGGUCUCGGGGUCGUGGGAUCAGACCAUUAAAGUGUGGGAUCCGACUCUCCGCGGAUCCUUGACGACGCUCCGAGGUCACGAAGGCGUCGUCUACAGCACAGUUUGGUCUCCUCACAUCCCAGCAUGCUUUGCUUCCACCUCAGGUGACGGGACUCUCAGAAUUUGGGAUGUGAAGGGCGCUGCGUGCCGAUUGGCCGUUCCAGCUCACAAGGCAGAAAUCCUGAGCUGUGAUUGGUGUAAAUAUGAUCAGAAUAUCGUUGCCACAGGCUCAGUCGAUUGCAGUGUGUGUGUGUGGGACCUGAGGAACGUCCGACAACCCGUCAGCCGACUGCUGGGACACACCUACGCCAUCCGCAGAGUCAAGUUCUCUCCGUUCAGGCAGACGGUGCUGGCGUCCUGCUCCUACGACUUCUCCGUCAGGUUCUGGGAUUACAGUAGAGAUCCGCCUCUUCUGGACUCCGUGGAGCAUCAUUCAGAGUUCGUCUGUGGAUUAGACUUUAACCUGCAUGUCCCCAACCAGGUGGUGGACUGUUCCUGGGAUGAGACGGUGAAGAUCUACACACCUGCCUGCCUCUCUGCUGGAACACACACACAUAAUUAGCCUGCAACGAUUGGCUGAUUUAUACCAGCUGUUUAUGGUAUAAUUAACUGUGAUUGUCUAACCUGUCGAAUUCUGUCCACAUCUUUAAUGACAACCAGAACGAGUUCCGUCGUUACUGGAAACAUCCAAUGAGCUGGAUGGUUAAAGCAAAUUUUCCUUUUUGGGCAAUUGGUUUUUUAUUUUGGAGGUGAGAACCAGGGCUUGGUGGUCACCAAAUCAUCAAAAUGGCCUCCAACGCCACCUGUACCUGAUGCUCAUCAGAGGAGACACAGCUUACCUCCACAGAAGAGAGGAAAGCACCGAACAUGGUGCAGAGAAGAGAGACUGGUGAAAGAAAUAAACAGAUGGAGAUGCUACAGCGGGACAUCACUGCUAAAUAUUCUAUAAAGCCACGGUAGCUUGUUUAGGCUAACGUAGCACAAGCUAAUGAUACAAGUUGGCCUUGGCACGCGCCACCAAAUAUCCAGACGUCCGUUCAUGGAAUAUUCCAGCUGGAAGGCAUUGUGCUGCCGCUUCUCCUCUUCCUCCAUGUUUUCUGUAAAAACUGUCUCCAGAAAUACUUCAGGUAAAUUCACCUUUUAGGACAAACAUGAAAGCUUCACCCUGAAAUAGUUUAUUGUGUUUUCAUCAGACAGAAAUGUGUUUUACUUUCUUCUCUCUAUGAGAAUAAAUGUAAAUGUUCUCUGAGCAUCAUUUUCAUGUAAUUCUGAACAUGUUUAGUAGAAAUCACUUGAACUUGUAAAUGUUACAGAUGAUGAUGAUGAUGAUGAUGAUCUGUCUGCUUUAAUAAAUCUAUAAAACUGUUUAA